Molecule: messenger RNA, 2097 nt
Organism: Syngnathoides biaculeatus (alligator pipefish)
Lineage: Eukaryota; Metazoa; Chordata; Actinopteri; Syngnathiformes; Syngnathidae
Gene: gch2
Product: GTP cyclohydrolase 2
Exons: 6
Coding region: 872-1600 (242 amino acids)
Biological process (GO): tetrahydrofolate biosynthetic process; tetrahydrobiopterin biosynthetic process
Cellular component (GO): cytoplasm
Molecular function (GO): GTP cyclohydrolase I activity; zinc ion binding; GTP binding
Source: RefSeq, a predicted model, not a curated record
UUUGUCUGUUUUUAUAUAAGAAUUUGAGAAGGGGCCUGAGACUUUUUAGUUGUACUGUAGACGUAAAGACGGCAGCUUUAAGAUAGCCAAUGUCGAGAUCUAGUAAAUAUGUUUUUUUUUGUUAUUAAAACGAAAAAAAUGUAACCAACGAAGAAUGACAUAUGGUACAUUUUCCUUACCAUCUGCAAAUGAUACACCAAUGUCUAUAUUAUAGUAUAACUCAAUGAUAGAUUGCUAUACAUUCUCCCUACCAUAUGACAAUUAUACACCUUGUGUGACUUAUUUUUCAUACUUUCAGUGAUACAAUGAAUUUUUUUAAUGGGAGCAUGUCAAUAAUAGUGUUGACACGUGGUCUUUUCCUUACCUGAUGUUAAUUCUACGUUUGUUGACAUUUUCUGUACCACGCGUCAAUUGUGUUCUCUCGCUCUUGUUUUUAAAUUACAUUGAAUAAAUGUCAAUAAUGCAGUCGACUUGUUGUCCGAUUAUGGAUAUCGCACUCUGUGACACGGAGAGCAGCCCUUGCAAAUUGUCAACCUUUCCACGUGAAGUCAUGAGCCUUGCGUGUGCGCUCCCUGGGAAGUGGUGGACGACAAUAAUCCACAAGACAAAUCAACACAGAUCGAUGAUGAUACACCCCGGAUCAAGUGAUGGGGAGGGGAAAAGGGGGGAGGCGGGGAGGGGGGGGGGUCAUGGGAGUAAAAUGGCCAACGUGACGGAUGCAGUUCGGGUUGGAUGAUGAUGAUGUUGAUAAUGAUGACGACGACGGUGCGUCCGGGGGUUGCUUGCUUUAAAAGGGGGGCAGCUGCGUGAAAGCAAGCACAGCACACAAACGCAACGCUCCUUCAUCAUCAUCAUCAUCAUCAUCACCAUCAUGUCCAUCAUGAACGGCCACUGCAACGGGAAGGCGAGCGACGUCACCGCCGACGAGAUCCACUGCAACAACUGCUUCUCUGAGCUGAGCGUCAAGAAGGCGGCGGCGGCGGCGGCGGCUGCGGCGCACCGCAAGCUCCACGAGGGCUCCCGCAAGGAGGAGGAGGACCAGUGCCGGCUCCCCGCCCUGCAGGCCGCCUACACCAGCAUCCUGCGGGAGCUCGGCGAGGACGCCGACCGCCAGGGUCUCCUCCGCACGCCGCUGCGCGCCGCCAAGGCCAUGCAGUUCUUCACCAAGGGCUACCACGAAACCGUGGACGACGUGCUGAACGACGCCAUAUUCGACGAGGACCACGACGAGAUGGUGAUCGUCAAGGGCAUCGACAUGUUCUCCCUGUGCGAGCAUCAUCUGGUGCCCUUUUUCGGAAAAGUACACAUUGGGUAUAUUCCCAACAAGAAAGUGGUGGGGCUGAGCAAGCUGGCGAGGAUUGUGGAGAUCUUCAGUCGGAGGCUUCAAGUUCAAGAGCGUCUCACCAAGCAGAUUGCCACCGGCCUGUCCGAGGCCCUGCAGCCCAAAGGCGUCGCCGUGGUGAUCGAGGCCGCGCACAUGUGCAUGGUGAUGCGUGGCGUGCAGAAGAUGAACAGCCGCACGGUGACCAGCUCCAUGUUGGGGGUCUACCUCGAAGACCCCAAAACCCGGGAGGAGUUCCUGACCCUCACCCAGCACUGAGGAGACCUCGAGUCCGGACCCGUCAACACAAACCAAAGAAAGUUCACAAACCAAAGCUUGAAACUUUUUCAACGGCGCGGCGUUGAUGAUUUGUUACGUCACUGUGAUUCUUGAUGCCCCUCACCCUACGGCAAUACACACACGUCAAAACAUCCAAAUAAUUGGGAUUCAUGUAUUCUUACAGUAUGUGCAAUUUUUCGGAGUUUUACUGCCCUGAUGGGAAUUUUAUUGGUGCUUGUGCAAAGUGGUACUGUUUAAACCUUCCUCACUUCAUUUAUUAUGUUAUUAUUAGUAGUCGUAAUAAUAGUAGCAGUAGCAGCGUCUGUUCUUUAGUCAUAAUUUGCAUCUUUGUGCUACGGGACAUUUGUAUGAUAUAAACUCCUAUUUUUGUACGAGUAUGAAAAAGGAGGAGAAGGCUUCACGGAUCGGAUGAGUUUGCUGUUUUUUUUUUUUUUCGUCGUGUAUUUUAAUGGUUGUUUAUCCAAAUAAAAUGCGUA